AUGCCUGAUAUCAUUCAUGAUGUGGCCACAAAGUACCUGCUCAUUUCUUUGUCGAGGCACUACAUCUCUGAAGAGGCAAAGGCUUCAAGGGCAGCAAACAAUGCCACCUUCAAACUGUCCAAACUGGAUGUUGGCAAGUAUGCACCACCAACUGCAAUGCCCCCAGUGCAGGGCCCUGAACACACUUCAACCACUGAGGAUGAGCCACUCCCACCCUGCCAAUUCCCUGCAACCCAAAGGUUGCAAACUUCUCCAAUGGCUAAUGCCAUUGCAGGCCCUUCUUCAGGGCCAAGUGACUCUCAUCCUGCCUCUUCUGGGUCCAUUGUUUCAACAACUCAAACUCAAGGUGACCAACCUGUCACCAAAAAGCCCCAUGAAAAGGGCAAGAAGAAAGCAUAG
This is a messenger RNA of Cantharellus anzutake, 399 nucleotides long. RefSeq lists its product as uncharacterized. Bases 1 to 399 code for a protein of 132 amino acids. The transcript has 2 exons. NCBI's taxonomy places the organism in Eukaryota, Fungi, Basidiomycota, Agaricomycetes, Cantharellales, Hydnaceae. The record is from RefSeq and is a predicted model, not a curated record.